Histoplasma capsulatum G186AR is the source of this 1494-nucleotide messenger RNA. RefSeq lists its product as uncharacterized. Gene Ontology annotation, molecular function: monooxygenase activity; iron ion binding; heme binding. The record is from RefSeq and is a predicted model, not a curated record. NCBI's taxonomy places the organism in Eukaryota, Fungi, Ascomycota, Eurotiomycetes, Onygenales, Ajellomycetaceae. The coding region runs from base 1 to 1494 and encodes 497 amino acids. The transcript has 6 exons.
AUGUCUGCUGUGGCUAACCUCCUCACAAAUCUGCACUGUGGAUUUCAGCUUGAUGGGAUCCUAAACACGACUCAUCGUGCGCACCGAAACUAUGGUCCCAUUGUUCAGCUUUCCCCGAAAAUGAUUUCAUUCUGUCAUCCAGAUGCCAUAAAGGAUAUUUACACCGGACCCCGAGGCGGAUUAGAUUCCAUUGAUCUUGUUUGGUUUUUUGAGCGAUAUGGCUCACCAAAUGUAGUAAGCACCGUUGACGCAGAAUUACAUUUAAUUCGCAGAAAAAAUGUCGCGGGUCUCUAUUCGAGCCCAGUUGCAGCAUCACCAGCCUUUCAGGCUCAUAUCAAAACGACUAUUGAUGCAUUAAUGAACGAAAUUGAAGCAGAGGCAGGGUCGGAGCAGCCGCUUUCAUGGACUGUUGAUGUGUUUCCCAUGAUGAGGUGGUUGACUGCUGAUAUCAUGAUCGGGUUGACCUAUGGGCGUGAAAAGCCACUCAAUCUACUGAGCAAUCCUGAUUCAAGAGCUCAGAUGAAUGAACUCCUCACCCCAACACUGGAACUGGUCGCCAGUCCGUUAAUGACUGCUUUCCAAUGGCUUCCCCUUCCCAUCAUGAAACUCUUAUCACCGUUGAUCAACCCAGGGUCAAAAUUGACUACAUUUGGCAUGUCAUUGGUGCAAGAAUCUCUCAAGUCACUGCCUCUCCAAUCUAAAGAUGAUGACGGUAGGAAGGCAAAUACCCACCUCCAACAUCUUCUUUGUCUUUUCAAAAUGGAUGGUCCCAGCCCUGCCAUUCCAAACAUCAAUUACAUCGCCAGCGACACUUUGGACCACUUCUCAGGCGGUACCACCACAACUGCGGACUUCCUCUCCGCGCUACUCUACCACCUUUCCCUCCCGGAAAACAAACACCACCAGGACAAACUUCGCCAGGAACUACGAACUGUCAGCAACGGAAGUUGUCCCGCCUCAUCCACGGAACACAUACCUUUAUCACAGCUACAAGCCCUCCCGUACCUAAACGGCGUCCUGCGGGAGACAUUACGAAUCAGCCCUCCAAUCCCCUUUAGUCUCCCGAGAGUGGUUAAAACGAAAGAUCAGGACGUUACUGUCAUGGGUUUGAAGAUAAACCCAGGGACCAUCAUCUCCAUCCAACCCCACACUCUCCACCGCGACCCGGAUACGUUUCCUAACCCAGACGUAUGGGAUCCAGAACGCUGGCAAGUGCCAAUUACAUCCCCGGCCCACCGUCAGAUGCAACGCAUGCUGAUGCCGUUUGGAUAUGGACAAAGGAUGUGUACGGGAAUGAACGUCGCGUGGGCUAUCAUGCGUCAGGUGACGGCCAGUAUAUACAGAGAAUACGAAACAUCAUUGGACGAGGGUGUAUGGUUUGAGGCAGACGGCGAGCUGGCGUCUAAGGACGUGAAACACGAAAAUCGGAGGAGAAAGAAAAAGAAUUUGUUUCCGGACGGAGGUGUGCAGCCGAUCGUGUUUAGGAGGGUCUGA